Molecule: messenger RNA, 1650 nt
Organism: Schistosoma rodhaini
Lineage: Eukaryota; Metazoa; Platyhelminthes; Trematoda; Strigeidida; Schistosomatidae
Source: the annotation of a GenBank genome assembly
GUAAUUUAAAAUUUAUUUUAAAUUCAUUUAUUAAUUUUAUGUUAUACAGUGAAAUAAAGAGAUUUAUUAAAACAAUUUAAAGUAAUUGAAUUAUCUGUAACCUGCCCACUGCUACUGAUGUUAAAAUGAGUGUGAAAGGAUUUUUUAAAAGUGUAUUAAAUUCUGGAGAACAAGAAGAAGAAACUAGAACCACUGGGGCCACAUCAACAACAACUUCAUUGUCUGGUUCAGCUACAGCUGGAGUAAAUAAUUUCCUAUCUGGUACAUCAAAAUUUCUUGAUUCGGUUCAAACAAAAAAGAAUGGUUUAAUUAGUGAUUUGUCGAAUAAACUAACGUCAUUCAAAAUGCCUGGCGAACAGUCGACCAAUGAGAGUGAAAAGAAAAAGAAAUCUAAUAGUAAUGAUGAUGAUGAUAGUUCCGCCAGUGAAUAUGGAGAUGAUGGUGAUCGUCCAAUGUAUGCAGAAGUAGCUCCAGUAGAACGUCAAGUAUCAGUUGAAAGUAUAGACAGUUUGCCAGAUGAAGAUGCUGAACGACGUAAAUCGGAAAUUCGUGCCUUAGUCUCUAAUUUACUUCAACAAAGCUUGAUCGAAGAAAAGAUGGUGAAGAAUUUCAGAGAUUUCAUUGUGAGGCAUAGUGGUCGUUCAAGAUUUGCCAAGGAACUAAAAUUGCAAACAAAGGGCAUGAAAUGUAUAUCUAAUCAACUUCUGGAACAAUUGGCAUUAUUUAUUGGUCCAUUAUUAAAUCAAUGUAAUGAAAAUGAAGAUUAUGCUCCAGGUUAUAUCAUUAUGCAUUUAAGUUUUUCAUUAUACCAUGAAACUGUCUCUUCAAAUGGUACCGCUGAGCAAAUAUAUCUUUAUGUAUUAUUAAAAGAUCAAGUGAUUUGGCAGUCAAUGAGGUUCUGGAAUGCUGCCUUUUUCAUUGCUUUACAACGUGAACGGGCUGAGCGUCAAAGAUAUCCAGUCAUUGAAGGUGAUGAUCCAAUCCAAGCAGAAACUGAUUUUCAAAAUGACAUUGUAUAUUCACAAUUAAGCAAAUUUCUAUGGCGUAUGUAUACUUUAGGAAUGUCACAUGAAUUAUGUAUGGACUUUAUACGUAAACAAGCCAAUGCAACUAAUUUACCAAAUGAUCUAGUCAAAAUCAUUCAAAAAAAUUGUCAACACUUCUUUGAAACUACUAAUUCAAAUGAAGUGUCCCAAUGAAUGAUUAUCAGUUAAUGUUACAUAGAUACUUAUCUAUAAUGUUUCUUUCAUUUCAUCUAUCCAAACGAGCAACAGUUUAUAAAUUGCAUUUCAUAUUAUACACAAUUAUUGCAUAAUCACAGUAAUCACCCCCUUUUCUAUAUGAUUACAAUGGAGGUAAAUCUGUGUUUUCUUGUUUGUUUGUUUGUUUAUUGAUUUAUUUAUCUAUUUGUUCAACUAUAACUGUUUGUCAUGUCAUGUCAUCAGUCAUUAUUGAUUGUUUGUUUGUUUGUUUUUUUCAAUAAUUUAUCAAAGUUACAUUUUGUUUCCAAGGUUCUUUUAAGUUUGUAUUCGUCUAUUUUGUGGAUAAUACGUAUUUACUAAUUCGUCUGAUUAUUCUUGUAUCUUGCUUAUAUCUUACUUUUAACUCAUUCAUUUGUCAUUGUUAAUAGAUGAUAAUUAUUUACUACUG